Strongylocentrotus purpuratus (purple sea urchin) is the source of this 1530-nucleotide messenger RNA. Its product is annotated as neuronal acetylcholine receptor subunit alpha-7-like. The transcript is spliced from 6 exons. Gene Ontology annotation, biological process: nervous system process; monoatomic ion transmembrane transport; signal transduction. Gene Ontology annotation, molecular function: neurotransmitter receptor activity; extracellular ligand-gated monoatomic ion channel activity; transmembrane signaling receptor activity. The record is from RefSeq and is a predicted model, not a curated record. Lineage: Eukaryota; Metazoa; Echinodermata; Echinoidea; Camarodonta; Strongylocentrotidae. Gene Ontology annotation, cellular component: neuron projection; synapse; membrane. Bases 1 to 1122 code for a protein of 373 amino acids.
AUGCCUGAUAUCGUCAUCUAUAACAAUGCAGGGGACUCCUACGGCACGUAUAUGUUCAACAAGAUUGUUAAGAUCGAACACACUGGUCAUGUGAACUGGGGCUCGCCUCACAUCAUUGUGACUAGCUGCCAACUCAACGUUGCUAACUUCCCGUUUGACUACCAGCACUGUCCCAUCAAGUUCGGUCCAUGGCAGCACGAUGGAUCUGAGUUGGCAAUCACGGGAUCAGGUGAUAAUACAGUAUAUCGCAGUGAUGGUGAGUGGGAUAUGGUAGGUCUUUCUACAGUAACCAAUCAACAAACUUAUCCAGACUCGCCUGGCAUAUCGUAUUAUGACGUCACCUACACAAUACAUAUCAGAAGACGAGCUAUGUACUACGUGUUCAACCUUCUCGUACCAUGUAUCCUGAUCGCAUCAAUCACUCUUCUUGGUUUUCUUCUACCGGUUGACUCAGGAGAGAAGGUAUCUCUUGGAAUUACAGUCCUUCUCUCACUCACAGUCUUCUUACUUCUCAUUGCUCAAUCAAUGCCGCCAUCUAGCGUCGUACCAAUUAUAGGUCAGUAUUAUGUAUCUACCAUGGUACUUGUCUCGAUCUCCAUCCUCCUCACCGUGUCAGUGAUCAACCUUCAUCAUCGCGGUCCAUACUGCAGAAAAGCUCCUAGAUGGGUUCGAAGGAUCAUUCUUGGAAAAAUAGCGUGGUUUUUACGACUACAACCUGAACACUUCAAACAUAUGAAGUUUGCUUCAAAUAAUAGCUACUACAAUGCAAAUGGGAUUAACACAUCUUCACCUAGUGGCAACAACUUCAGAAAGAAACGAGAGAGCUACAAGCGUGAUAAGGUGAAAGUCACUGCACCUCACGAGUCUCCAAUCCUCGGUAUAUCCCGGAGUGGUCGGGGGAGGGAAGGCUGCUGUGAUAACAACGACGAUCAGCUCAUUUUACUCCGACGAAUGAUCGAUCAUAUGCGAUACAUCCGAGAUCAUUUCGAAGAGAUCGAUGAUUCUGAGGAUAUCAAGAAUGAGUGGAAGCAGAUCGCGUUGGUCGUCGAUCGAGUCUUCGCUAUCUUCUACGUCUUCGGUUCGAUUGGUACCAUCCUGAUGCUUGUCUUUAAGAUAUCAUGAUCACCCUACAGGUUGAUGGUUAUCGUCGAUCUCGGUGGGAUCAUCGUCAUAGGGGUGGUCGUCUGUCAAGAAGUUUCGUGAUCAGCCUGGAAAGAAAGAAAGAUUCAUCUUUGAUAUACACAGAGCAGGCUUUUGCAAAAGACUUCAACUGUUUGUAUGAUCAUUUGAAAAAGUAAUUACGUAAGCCUACCAACUUUGUCGUUAUUUUCCAAGUUGCUUCAAAAUUUAUUCAGAAAUUGUCAUAAAGAUGACUUAAUGAUGAAUAUGACCUUAAUCGAGGUAAACUAUGAGAAAAGAUGUGGAUUUUAAGAUCAGACUUUGAUCCGCCCAUUUGAUCAAAAGUGCUACAAAAAAUACCAUCGCUUAGCUUUAUGUUCGUUAAACUUUUUCAAAUCGCCCCCCCCCCCA